AUGGCAUGGCAGAGCAACCAGACUUCAGGAACUGACUUCAUCCUUCUAGAUCUGUUUCACAGCACCCCAGUUCCCAGAUUUCUCUUGGCACUCACCAUAGUGGACUUUCUGGUUGCCCUGGUUGGCAACUCCAUAAUCAUCCUCCUCAUUUGGGCAGACCCUCUUCUCCACAACCCCAUGUACUUUCUGCUCAGCCAGCUCUCUCUCAUGGAUCUCUUGUAUAUCUGCACAUUUGUCCCCAAAAUGGUCCUGGUCUUUCUCUCUGGGGACCACCAAAUCUCCUUCAUCGGGUGUAGCUUUCAGAUGUUCCUCUUCACUACUCUUGUUGGGUCAGAAUUCCUGGUGCUGGCUGUGAUGGCAUAUGAUCGGUAUGUGGCCAUCUGCCACCCACUGCGCUACGCCAUCCUCAUGCGCCCCAGGGUCUGUGUGUGGCUGGCACUUGUGACCUGGCUGGGGGCACUACUUAAUGGCUUAAUUCAUGUUGUGUACACUCUGACUCUUCCCUACUGUGGCUCCAGGGAAAUCCAUCAUUUCUUUUGUGAGAUCCCAGCUCUGCUGAAAGUGGUCUGUAUGGACACCUCCCAGUAUGAAAAUGGUGUUUUUGUUAGUGGGGUGGUUUUUAUUCUUCUUCCAUUUUCAGCCAUUCUGGGCUCCUAUGGCAGCAUACUGUCCACUGUACUGGGUAUGGGAUCAAGGCAGGCACUACGGAAAGCCUUGUCUACUUGUUCAUCUCACAUGACCGUGGUAUUAAUGUUCUAUGGUGCUGCCAUCUUCAAAUACAUUGUGCCAAAGUCCUACCACACCCCUGAGCAGGAGGAAUUGGUCUCCGUUCUUUACACUAUUAUUACGCCCAUGCUCAAUCCUCUUAUCUACAGCUUGCGAAACAAGGAUGUCGCUAGAGCUUUCUGGAAAGUUCUUGGAAAAGGAGGUCUAUGA
Molecule: messenger RNA, 936 nt
Organism: Suncus etruscus (white-toothed pygmy shrew)
Lineage: Eukaryota; Metazoa; Chordata; Mammalia; Eulipotyphla; Soricidae
Product: olfactory receptor 2M2-like
Exons: 1
Coding region: 1-936 (311 amino acids)
Biological process (GO): G protein-coupled receptor signaling pathway
Cellular component (GO): membrane
Molecular function (GO): G protein-coupled receptor activity; olfactory receptor activity
Source: RefSeq, a predicted model, not a curated record